AUGUACGGCUUACGAUACCUCCAACUUUUCAUCUGCGUCACUUUCACUGGAAUAGCCUUCUUCGUAGGAUAUCUUGACUUGACUGUCCGCAAUGCCAUUGACGCAGUUGCGCCUGCCCUUGCUUCCUACCUGCUUGGCCUCUAUGGGAGCCUGAUCAUCUAUCGAGUCUUCUUUCACCCUUUAAAGGCCUUCCCAGGCCCACUUUCGGUCAAAGUAUCUAGCAUUGCCUUUUCUGCCAGGCUGCUAUCCCUCGAUGCUCACAAGAAGGUGUUGGCCCUUCAUCAAAGACAUGGCGACUUUGUGCGAGUGGGAUCCUCGGACCUGUCAAUCAUUCAUCCAAAAGCACCUGAUGCCAUCUAUGGCAAAGGAUCGAAAUGUACGAAAGCUGACUGGUACGACCUGACUCUCCCCAUGACUUCGAUGCAAACAACACGAAAGAGGGCAGAACAUGACAAGCGACGCCGCGUAUGGGGCAGGGCGUUCAACGACCUGCGAGGCUACGAAGAACGAGUCACCAUCUUUCAGGAUCAGCUUCUUGCAAUAAUCUCCGCCGCAGAUAGAAAGCCGGUCAACAUUACCGAGUUGUAUCAUCAAUUUAGUUUUGACGUGAUGGGAGAUCUCGCUUUUGGCGCCUCGUUUAACAUGCUCCAGAGCAGCGACUAUUGCUGCGAAUUGCUGGACAAGAGGCUCAAGACCAAAGUAAACACGCCCAAUAUCACCUCUUUUCUCGUAGAGCCGUGGCUCGACAAGCAGCCUCUCGGGUAUGACCUCAAUGUGCUUCAAGGGGACAGUCAACUCAUCAUUGUAGCUGGAAGUGAUACAACAGCUUCAACGUUGACGAACCUUUUCUAUGAGUUGGCGAGAAAACCUGACCUUGUUUCAAAAAUUCGAGACGAAUUGCAGCCGCUUAUAAAGCAAGGUGGCGACAUCUCAGACCAGAAACUUCAGACAUUGAAUCUACUGACCGGCGUGAUCAAUGAAACCUUGCGCCUUCACCCGCCAGUCCUGGCCUUACAGCGAAAAACUCCACGGGAAGGAUUGACAAUUGGGGAGACCUAUAUCCCUGGUGAUAUUACAGUGUGGUGUCCACAAUACGUCGUUGGAAGAAGUGAGAAGGUCUACGCGGACGCUGCACACUUUCGUCCAGAGCGAUGGUACGCCCAGCGUGAUAUGAUCAAAGAGGCUUCUGCCUAUGCGCCAUUUUCUCUUGGCACUUAUAAUUGCAUUGGCAAAAACCUUGCACUCAUGAUACUUCGCACUACUCUGGUGAGAGUGAUUCUUAAGUACGAUAUUAGCUUUGCCACAGAUGAGGAGGAAUUGGCUUUUGAAGACAGGGCCAAGACACAAUUCAACACCUUGCCUGGCCAGUUGAACCUUACAUUCCACAAGCGGAGCCCAGAAUGA
Bacidia gigantensis is the source of this 1404-nucleotide messenger RNA. RefSeq lists its product as uncharacterized. Lineage: Eukaryota; Fungi; Ascomycota; Lecanoromycetes; Lecanorales; Ramalinaceae. Gene Ontology annotation, molecular function: oxidoreductase activity, acting on paired donors, with incorporation or reduction of molecular oxygen; iron ion binding; heme binding. The coding region runs from base 1 to 1404 and encodes 467 amino acids. The record is from RefSeq and is a predicted model, not a curated record. The transcript is spliced from 6 exons.